Messenger RNA from Opisthorchis viverrini, 1167 nucleotides. RefSeq lists its product as hypothetical. The record is from RefSeq and is a predicted model, not a curated record. Lineage: Eukaryota; Metazoa; Platyhelminthes; Trematoda; Opisthorchiida; Opisthorchiidae. The coding region runs from base 1 to 1167 and encodes 388 amino acids. The transcript has 5 exons.
AUGAAGGGCACCACUUUGUGUACGGAAGCUUUUGGAGAGCUCUCCGUAUACUCUUACACGCCUGGAAGUCUGGGAAUACAGGGAGCUUAUUAUGUUCACAAACUUCCGAGGCAUUCCUUCGUGGAGAGGCGUGUCGAGCAGAACGGACCGGUCAACCGAGUCACAUGCGCCUUGGAAAUCCAGAAACACCAGAACUGCGGGUCGUUUAUACCUAUGGCGUUGUUUUUGCACCCACCGAAGUUUGACGAUUUGCUCAGUGCAACUCCUACCAAGCCGGAAUCCCGCUCGCUGCUCUUGAGUCAGUGUUUAUCGAGCCACCAUAAAGCGACGAAGCACUACCAAUGCCAACAGUCUCGUUAUGACCGGGGUCAAGCCUGUGAUUGCCACAAUCUCUACGUACUCCAUUUUCGAAAAUUGCCACUAUCAUCGACUGUACCCAGUUGCCUGGGACAGAUUCCAUGCGAUGGCCUGUGUGGCAUGAGUUUAUUUUUAUAUGUGCAGUUCAUGGUUGUACGCUGUGUGCCCCAGGCUACAGUAAGGGCUGUGUUGUUGUGUGGAUGCAAGACGUGGCCUCUGCGGACAAAUGAUGUGAGACGUACUCAUGUAUUUGACCACCGAUGCCCCAGAAGCGUGACUGGAGUCGGAUGGCGUCAACGUGUUAGUAACGACGUGAUUAGAAAACGGGUAUUUGGUUAUGCAGUAAUUCAUUCGGGGAAUACAUCCAGCACCACCAACUACGAUGGCUGGGCCAUGUGCUACGCAUGCCGAAACACCGUCUACCGAGACGGAAGUUUUUCUCCGUGCCUCGUUCAGAAUGGCUCAAACUGCGAAGAGGCUAACAAGAGUGUGAAAGAGAUUAGGAGGAGUUUGGGUGGUGUUGGUGUUAUACAUCUUCCAGGAUGGGGUCCCCAUGACCCCACUUGUGGUUUACAGGAGACGUUGCGAGAAAUGGUGGCUAAUCAUUACCAGUGGCGUUCGUGCUGUCAGGUUCUUUCCAGAUUGCUGAUUGAGCGUUUGGAGUUCAAGCUCAACUGUGAUGGUCAUUGCCGUCUUUCUGGAUGGGGACCCCGAAAUGGACCACAUCAAUGGUUAGAGACAUUGUCAGACAUGGCGCAGUCACGACCUCAAUGGCGCUUGUGCAUCCAAGCUAUUGCCUUCAAUGCAUAG